This is a messenger RNA of Vollenhovia emeryi, 1890 nucleotides long. RefSeq names its product putative neutral sphingomyelinase (gene nSMase). Bases 606 to 1787 code for a protein of 393 amino acids. Gene Ontology annotation, molecular function: sphingomyelin phosphodiesterase activity. The record is from RefSeq and is a predicted model, not a curated record. NCBI's taxonomy places the organism in Eukaryota, Metazoa, Arthropoda, Insecta, Hymenoptera, Formicidae. Gene Ontology annotation, cellular component: cytoplasm. The transcript has 6 exons.
CGGCCCUUUAAUCUAUUGUUUGUAGCUGAACUGCAGGUUGCACCAGUUCAGAGUUUAUCUUUCUCGGUCUAACGUGGAGAAAGAAGGAUAAACUCUGAACUUGGUGCCCCGCCGGUUCAGUUAUAUAAAAAACAGACCUUCCGACUCCAGCUCUGUUCGUGUGUCGAGUGCGUGCGGAGUCCCCGCACAAAGAAAUGACGAUAACUCCUUCGACUUGUCAUUUCUCGUAACGUGGAAGGUGCACCGAUAAGGAAUGUACGCGUACCUACCUACGUGUCUGCACACUGACGAGGGCUUGCCAUGUCAUUUUGUUAAUAUAACGCAUGAACGCGAGGAGAACAUGUGAAAACAGCCGUUCGGAGAGACGCGUUCUUUUUGUUAGAGUUUCCUUCCGUUUCCUUCCAAGUUCGAGAUAACUGUGGGCCUGGGCGAUAAAAUAACUUGAAAAGGAAAGAGCUCGAAAAGACCACUCCAGAUACCCGCGCUCUGUAUUCGCUAUUAAAAGGCAUGGAACUGUCGGAGCCGAGCCACAACGUGGCAGUCCGCAACUGAUCUAAUGGCCGUGUUGUAUUCUCCCGCAGGACGAUAUACCCGAAGUAAGGACGAUGACGAGCGAGAUAUCGGCGAACGUUCUGACGCUCAACUGCUGGGGCAUACCAUAUGUCUCGAGAGACAGGUGCACGCGCAUAUCCGCUAUCGCGGACAAAUGUGCCAGCCGGGAGUACGAUAUAAUCUGCCUGCAGGAGGUCUGGUCUGUCGAGGAUUUUAAACUGAUAAAGACGAAGGCGCAGGAAGUGCUUCCCUACUCGCAUUACUUUCACAGCGGUGUCUUCGGAUCGGGAGUAUGCGUCCUGUCACGGUAUCCCAUUCACGACGUUAUGUUUCACAAGUGGCCGCUGAACGGUUACGUUCACAAGAUCCACCAUGGGGACUGGUUCGGUGGCAAAGGAGUUGGGCUGUGUAAAAUAAACAUUCGCAACAUGAACGUCAACGUUUACAUCACACAUUUACACGCGGAAUAUAAUCGAGAGAACGACGAGUACAUGGCUCACAGAGUGCUGCAGGCGUUUGAUACUGCCCAAUUCGUAAGGAUGACGAGCGGCGGCGCGGAUGCCGUCGUGUUAGCCGGCGAUCUCAACACUGAGCCGCAGGACCUGGCGUACAGAAUUAUACAAGGUGUUGCCGGCUUAGCGGACGCUUGCCCCAAUAGUGCGAGCCAUAGAGGGACCAACGAAUGUGCCAAUAAUAGUUACACCAGCUCAAAACUUGCUCGAACGAAGCCGGAUGGAAAGCGUAUAGAUCAUAUCAUGUAUUUGGGCUCAAAAACUGUGAAGGUUGAAGUUACAAACUUUCAACAUCCCUUGCCAAAUCGUGUGCCAUAUAAGAAUUUUAGUUAUUCCGACCAUGAAGCUGUGAUGGCUACACUGAAAUUUACCGAUGAUAAGCACGUUACGAACGAUCUAGAUGUUACUGAUUCUCUGAAAGAAGCAACAGAGAUUUGCGAUAACGCAUUAAAGAGCGUACAACGUCAACGUUUCUGGUAUGGAUUGUCGGCUUGUAUACUGAUCGUUCCAUUAAUCUGGUCUAUCUGGCUGAAUUGCAUGAACAUGUCCAUAGCCGUAGACAUCGGUUUGAAUAUAGUGUGUAUUCUUCUAACUGCAAUAUUAUGUUACACCCUGUUUAUGAGUUCAAUCUGGAAUAGCGUAGAGAAGAAUGCAUUAAAAGCGGGACGUUUAGCUAUAGAAAUUUACAUGACGCAGUUGAGUAAUAACUUACAUCAAAACUAAACGUCAAAUUUUUGCAAUAAUUUAUUUACUUCCAAAGAAUUAACGUAAUACAAUGAUUAAGCUCAAGCAAAACUUUUGGUUAAAUAAAAAAAAUACAUUUUAC